This is a messenger RNA of Ctenocephalides felis (cat flea), 1961 nucleotides long. Its product is annotated as oocyte zinc finger protein XlCOF6-like. Gene Ontology annotation, cellular component: nucleus. The transcript has 4 exons. Lineage: Eukaryota; Metazoa; Arthropoda; Insecta; Siphonaptera; Pulicidae. The record is from RefSeq and is a predicted model, not a curated record. Gene Ontology annotation, molecular function: zinc ion binding. The coding region runs from base 97 to 1899 and encodes 600 amino acids.
UAUUACUCUCAAUUGCCAAACAAUAAUAAAAAACCGCAAUCAACGAUACAUAUACAUUAAAUUCAACUAAUUAUGUACUAGUAUCAAGCCUAUAAAAUGGAAACGAAGGAAAUUAACGUCGAAAAGUUGUGCAGGGCUUGCAUGACAGAAACCGAUGACAAGAAAACACUGUUUCAAAAUAAUAAUGAAAACAAUGUUAAAUUGUCAGAGAUGUUAUCGUAUUGUACCUCUUUACAAAUUUUAGACAGCGACGGUCUGCCGAAUCAAAUCUGUACCGUUUGUGAAUUGCAAUUGAACAGUGCUUAUUUGUUUAGGAAAAAAUGUUUGGUAUCCGAUGUAGAGCUGAGGGACAAAUUAGGACUGAUGAAGGAAUCUAUUGUUGUCAAACAGGAAUUAGAAGAGGUAAAACAAGAGUCCGAACCCGAAGAAUCAACCAAACCCCCGAUUACCCCAACGCCGGUAAAAAGAGGCCCAGGCCGCCCCAGAAAAGUAGGUCGCCCAAAAGUGCAAACCCACGCAUGCGAGGUUUGCCAAAAAGAAUUCAGCAAAGAAUCCAAACUAAUUCGCCACAUGACAGUACACGAUGCCACCAGAAAGCCCUUCGAGUGCGACAUUUGCAAAAAACGAUUCCUGAGGAUAGAUUUGUUGACCAGACACAUGGUUAUCCAUACCGCCCGACUAAAUUUUACGAAUAAUAUGAAAUUUGAUCACGAUAGCUUGGAUGCUAAAUCAGACGAAGACUCUGAUUACUGUCCUGAAAUACUUGAACCGGAUUGCGAGAUAAAUGAUGAUGAUCCUGAAGAUUUAAAGCCCUUGGUUGAAAUUAUUAAUGAAUCCAAACCUGAGGUUAAAGUUGAAGAGAAUAAAAGUGUCAGCACCGAUUCGGAUAAUGAUAAUAGAGAUAACGAUAAUGAUAAUGAUAUUGAUAUUGAUAAUGUAGAUGAAAAUACCAAUGACGAUAACAAUGAUGAUCAAGGUGAUGAUAAAAAGUUCUUUAGAUGCGAUAAGUGUCCCCAAACCUUCAGACGAGAAGAAAAAUUAGACAUGCACAAACAAAAAGCCCACAGAACAAAACGGAAAUACGGUAAACGAUUGGAAACAGACCUAUCUUGUAAAGUUUGCAAAAAAUCAUUCAACCGAUCAAGCCAUCUAAGAAGACACGAAAAAAUACACAUGGAAGUCAAAGAACACAAAUGUACCUUAUGUCCCAAAACAUUUUCCAGAGGCGAGUUCUUAAUAAAUCAUUUAAACAAACACAGCGGUAUUAAACCUUGUGUUUGUCACAUUUGCAAUAAGAGUUUUGCAAAACAGGGUGUUUUGAAUAAGCACAUUUUAACGCAUAGUGGGGAAAAGACGUUUCUUUGUAAUAUUUGUGGUAAGAGCUUCAACGCCAGCAGCACCCUAAGGCAGCACGUGUUUAGGCAUUCUGGAUUGAAACCAUUCGAAUGUACUAUAUGUCAUGCUAAGUUUACUGAAAAAGGUACUUUGAAAAAGCAUAUGAUUACACACACGGGCGAAAAGGCUCACGUUUGUGACGAAUGUGGAAAUCGAUUCACGACAGGAUUCUCUUUAAUAAAACACAAAAGAAUUCAUAGUGGAGAGAGGCCUUAUCCUUGUGAUUAUUGUCCGAAACGAUUUAUCAGUUUAUUCAUUCUGCAGAACCAUGUUCGAACACAUACAGGUGAAAAACCAUUCCAAUGUCAGUAUUGCACUCGAGCCUUUGCCCAAAAAUCAGACAUGAUAAAACACACAAGAACACAUACUGGAGAAUCACCUUACGUCUGCACAAUUUGUGGACAAGCCUUCAAACAACCAUCAGCAUUGAAAACACACGGAAAGACUCACGAACGAACAUUACAUUUGCAACAAGUCGCUGCUGCUGCAGCAGCUGUACAUUGAUAGAAAGGACGCAUGAAAUUCAAAUGAUUUAUAAUUGGUCAUUUUGAUUUUGCUACAAAACA